AGACAGUUUGGAUUAAAUGAAAGGGUUAUAUUAUUUAAAGAGCACUCUGGGUGUUGUAUUACACUGAAGUUUUGAUAUAAUUACCUUGUAAUCUAGGUAAUUCAUUCCUUUAAUUCUACCUCUAGCCCUAGAUUUUUUUCACGCGUAGGUUUUUCACUAGAGAUGGUCAUUGCUGUGCGUAUGAUGUAAACUGAGGUUGUUUAGCAUCCCAUGUUCUCAGAUUGAUGAUUUGUGCUAAUGUGAACACAACAAAGGACCUCGGAUUCCUCUAAAAUGGCCCACAAGUGAACCGUCUUCAGAGACGCUUCAUUUGGGGUUCAUUUUGUGGUCCACUUGAGAUCGUGUCUCGUGAAAACAAAGUUCUGCGUUUGUUUUUAUUUCUAAAUAGCUUGCUGCCCAAGUGAUAGAGACAUUGUGAAGAGUUGAGGAAACUACCGUGGUUAUGGAAUGGGAUCCCUGCUAAAAAACAAAAACAAAAAAAAAAACCCCAAACAAUUUAAACCAGCAAGAGAAUUUCUAAUAGUUUCCACUACAGAUAUCAUUACAAACCAUCAGCUGUUAACCAUUAACAUUACUGGUCAUUAGUGGUAUCCACCAGUAAGUAGAGACCCACAGGGACCAUUACAGUUUCCAUUAAAACCAAUACAAUUCUCAUUAUUACCAUUAAAACCAUUACAAAAUCUACAAGGGUUUUUAUUUAUUUACAUUUUUUUUUUCUUCAGGAUGUCUGACACACUUAUAAAGUUGUGAUUGUUAGGUGUCGGCAUAUUUCUGAUCAUAUAGUGUACAUAAAUAAAGGAAGGCUGGACGCUGAGGUGAUGAGGCCACGAUACACAAGCUAAUCGUGUAGCAGCUAGCUUUACGGUUUUAUUUCAAUGUUUUUUUUUUUUUUUUUCAGCGUGGAACACACGUUCUGUGGUUUGGAACGGGUUUGACAUUCUGAUAGGUGAAGAAAAAAAAAACGACACGGGAACUGAGUAAAAAAAAAAUGAAGCUGAAAGUAAACAAAAAUCAAAGCGCUUAUAUUGUAGGUAUUACGGUUGCCGUUGAGAGCGGGCGCCAUUUUAGCUCCCCUUCUACGGUGUUCAUUACGGUAACCGUUGCGCUCGUGCUGGAUUGUCGUUUGCCAAAUUGUGGUGCUGCGAUGUGAAAGAUUUCCUCAUAAAUAAACCGGGAACCGUGUUUUAUUGUUUCUGUCCCGAAACUACAAAGCUGAAUGAUGUUACAUGAUAUUUCUGGAGAAAGAGUCUGCGUGGGGUUAAUGAUCCGUUACGAAGAACCGGCUGUUUGAAAUUGGAUUCGGAAAAGGAUUUGGUUCUAACCUGUCCUGUUUGAGGUGCGGUCGAAUCGGGCAGGAAUUAAAGUAAAGCUGAGCGAAGCGUCUACCUCUUCCUCUCCACCAUGGCCUCCAAACAUCACCCUCCGCUCAUGAAGAAGCACAGUCAGACCGAUUUAGUGAGCCGCCUCAAGACUCGGAAAAUCCUGGGUGUCGGAGGAGAAGAUGAUGACGGAGAAGUUCACAGAUCAAAGAUCAGUCAGAUGUUGGGUAACGAAAUAAAGUUUGCUGUACGAGAACCCGUAGGCCUCAGAAUCUGGAUCUUCAUCUCUGCCGUUCUGUUCACAGCUACAGCUUUAGUGGCCCUGGCUUUCCCCAGUCAACUCUACGAGAUCGUCUUCGAGCUCGCCACCACUAGGAUCUCCAUCAGACUCUACGGAGGAGCUCUUCUGAGUAUCUCGUUAAUCCUGUGGAACGGCCUCUACACGGCAGAGAAAGUGAUCAUACAGUGGACUCUGCUCACUGAAGCGUGCUACCUGGGUGUGCAGUUCCUCGUGACGUCCGUCUCACUCCUGGAGAUGGGCACGCUGUCCAACGGAGCCGCUCUCCUCCUCCUCGUCGACGCCGUCCUCCUCCUCAUCACCCUGUUGUACUACAGUCAGCUCAGCCGUCGUUCCAAGAAGAUCUGAGACGCACCGACUCUCCUCUCUCUCUCUCUCUCUCUCUUUCUUUCUGUCUCUCUCUCUCUCUUUCUCUCUGUCUCUCUUUCUUUCUGUCUCUCUCUCUGUCUGUCUCUCUCUCUCUGUGUCUCUCUCUCUCUUUCUUUCUCUCUCUCUCUCUGUGUCUCUCUCUGUGUGUGUGUCUCUCUCUCUCUCUCUCUCUCUUUCUCUCUCUCUCUCUGUGUGUGAGAGAGAGAGAAUGCGAGUAUAAUACUGAGUGCACAUUACAGGAUUUGUCUUUCUGGACAUGUUUACAAGAUCAGUGACUCAUGGUCACAUGGGUGGCGUUGGUUUAUUUUGUUAUUACGCAAACGAAUCUUGAUAUUUAUUGCAUCUACGUGAAUUAGCUCGGGUGCUAAAUUAAAACGGAUCGGAACGGUUCAUCAUUUAGGCUCGGAUUAGCUUUCAUUAUUUAUUUUGUCGGAGUACAAAUAUAUAGGAAAAUACUACCAAAGAAUGAGAUCAUGAAGUUCUUUCUUUCUUUUUUACCCAAAGUUUAUAAAAAAUAAAGGAAAGGGCACAAGAACUAAACGUUUGGAACAAAAAUUUGGAUUUUUAACAUUGUCAGUUGCUUGGUGGAAUAAUAACGGCGUCUCAGAUGUCUCAUACAAGUUUAUCAGCAAGACUCGUUUGUUUAUUUGGAGUCGUGUCGGUGUAAGCGUUCUCGUUUCUGAACGGUUCCUCGGUGUAAAUGUAGCCGUAAUUUAGUCAUCUGAUAUUGAUAUUUUAUUAACAGUAACUUACGAAUAAAAACGGUUCUGCAUAAGUUAACCUUCUUAGAAACGUGAGUGAUUACAGCUGUCCAGCUCUCGCGAUCCCUACACUGGCUCUUCGGUCCCUCGGCUCCGAGCACGGUCUCUUUUUAGGACUAGCUCUUAAACACUAGACUACUGGCCUACUUCGACUUGUGCUUCAUCCAGCUCAGGGUUUCUGUACUAUAUGACACACAACCACGUGAAUUCGACCGAUACGAUGUCAUUUCACGCACAAGGCCUAAUAUCAGUGGUUAUAGACAACAUUUUUUCAUGUUUGUUGGUCUUGGGGACAUAAACAGAAUUAUUCGAGACCCCUGAUUAUUCACGUAGAUGCAAUAACAAGAAGCGCGUUAUAAGCUCUCUGGACCAAAAAAACAAAACAGACUCCGUCGUUAGCAGCGCUUUAUUGUCUGAUGUCGAUAGUUUGAGCACUUGGACGAAUGGACUCGCCAAACACAACACCGACUCUCCUAAGUUCCAGCAUGACGACUAAGGUGUGUAGGACAAGAUCCGUGUGCGAUUUGUUCAUGGAAACACUGACAGCGCUGUAAAAUCAGCAGCACUUUGAUUUUAUAGAGAACGCGUGGGAUUAUUUGGAAGUGAAGGAGUGAAAUACGGCAGAAACUUUUAGCUGAAUUGCACCCAGUCAGCCGACGAGGGGGGCCAAAACUUACAAGCACUCAAAACACUGUCGGCUUCCUGACUUUACAAAAAAAAAGCGAGAGAGCGAGAGAGACGGAACCAAGUAUUAAAGAAGGAUUUCUUUUUUCUUUCUUUCUUCCGAGGAACUUCUGAGACUGAACUCAAAGCUUUAAGCUGUGCAGUCAAUUUCAGACAGAUGCACUUCCUGUUUUAAUGUUUUUCUUUCUUUUUUUAAAUAAAUUGCAUAAUCCUGUACUGUGUGCUCAGUUUAUCCAGGCUGUUUUUACACUUGGCGUAUUUAUUUUUAACCCGCAGCGCAUGUUUGUCAUGCUAUCAGACAGGAAUCAGCUGCUUUUAAAAGGCGCUGAUGCUGCUGGGGGGUUUUUUUGGUCACAGUAGCGCUUCCACAAUCUCCUGACCAAUCCGACCACAAGCCAAGGGGCAAGACAGAAAAAAACAAACGAGUGCUGGUGAAAGAAUUAGUUAACGAGUCUCUCUUGAUUUCCUGCCUCCAAAGCUACAGCGAAGACAAACCACCUCCUCCUCCCCAGAGUUACGCUGACCCCUCUUUCGUCUGAUUACUGAGAAUAAUAAAUCUAAUCUACAGAGCAGGCCAGGCUUAACAACCCACCAAGUGUGAAAGAGAGCUCGGUUUGUGAACUGACUCGGCACGACAUUCCUGGUUUACUGUAGCCCUUCUGUCCGGACCGAACGGAAACCGGUUUGUGUAGCAGCUCGUCUCUCUGGACGCUCUCAGUUUCACGGUGUGACGGUGUGCAGAUACAGAGUGAGGAGUUUGGGAAUGUUGGGGAAUUUCCCUUUGGUCAGGGCUUCCUCAGGUGUUUUCCUCAGCAACACUUUCCAUUUUAGAGAUUUUCGUUUUCAGUAGUACGCUUCACUAGAAGUAUACAUGUGUAUAGCAGUUCCGCUAAAGCUGUGCUAUUAUCCAGCGUGUAGACUUCAGACCUGCCAACCUCUCACUCGCGCUCUCCGCCCUCUUCCCUCUUCCGCACACUGUUGUGAACUCUCGCUAUUGGCUAGUGUCGCCGUGAUUGACAGGGCUCAGAGCGAGUACGCCCCUCCCAUCCGGAGAGCGCGUCUCUAUCUCCGGACGGCAAGUCCAUCCCCCCGCUCAGAUGAACCGAUCGGUAAACGGAUCUGGAAUGACCGACAGCUGCGUAGAUGUUUCGAACUCUCUGAUGUUCACCGACAAUCUCGAAGCCCCGCCCACUUUUCUAUUAUCUUAAAUUCUCUGACGGUAGCUACAAUGGGAAUGUUUUGAGUUCGUUAAUGUGAAAUAAACUCUCUCUAUAUAUAAUAAACUCUCUAUCAGUGUGCGUUUGAAUUAGCUAACUUUAUACGUGUAUAUAGCUAACAUCGGCUACUAUAUUUAUUAGCGAUGAGAUCCGUAGUUUUUUUUCUUUUUUUUUUCUUUUUUUAAAUGAUUCAUUAGGCCAAAUCUAACACGUUACAAAUGAUUUAAUGCUAACGAUCAUUAGAAAGUGAUUAAAUACGUUGUUGUGGCAGUAUUUAAACGUCGUGGCCAAGCCCGUCACGAUAGCGUGUGUGUGUGUGUGUGUGUGUGUAUAUAUACACACACACACACACAGAGUGUUUUUGCGAUUUGGAGGGAAACAAAAACUGUUUGUCUGGUUUUUUAAUUCAAAUGUAAACACUUAAAGCACGUAACAUCGUUUUCCUAGAAUAGUUUCUACUCCAGUCACGUGACUUACUCGAGUAUGCAUCAUUCCUCUCUAAGGUUGGCAGGUUGAAACGUCAUUUGCGUCGGGAACGCAUCUAUCGUUACGGCGAAAUGAAUGACCCGUUGUGGUCGUUUUAAUUUUUUUAAAAACGGCAGAACGUCGCUUGUGGAUCAGUCAGAAAAUAACACCCGGACGCGGUCGGAUCUAGUUUUAAAGCACGGUUUGCUAAGGUAAGCUCAGAACGGUGUCGGCGUACGCCGAGUGCAGGUUCUGUGUGCUUUGGAAAUGGUUGUAGUAUUUGUAAAAGGAGUAUUACGUGCAUUAACUGAUGAGUAUUAAGAGUUUGUCCGUUUAUUUUCACCUGUAUUAAUCAGUAAGGAUAUUUCUGAUCGACGUAGAUCACGGAUCAGGAUAGAGCUUUGAUUUUGGGGUGAUAUAAACAUUGUUUAAUUUUAUUACAUUUUUUGGAGCUCGUGCUUACGUAGUCGUAGUGUAGCAGAUAACAGUACAAAUGUAGCAUUAACGAAAUCUAGGCUAUAAAUACAGCGAAUCGCGGGAAGAAAAAGGGUUUUUACAUUCGUGCUAUCCGUUAACUCUAAUCUAAACCUCAUUAAGAUCAACAUUAACACUUUCUCACCUUCAGCCUCGUGCUCUAACCCUUCUUACGUCCGUAUUUAUAUCCGUUCUACGAUAACCUGCUGCUCUUGGAGAGUUUUUUGGUUUUUUGCCUAGAAUUAUAAUCAUUACGAGCGUUCUACGUGACACAGACGGGUGGUAAAAACGUUCUGCUCUUGUUUUAGCUCGGUAUAAACCGAUAUCCGUGUUAUCUGGGCAAAUUAAAUGGUUACUGUUACUCGCACGAAUAACAGGACGGAAUUUAUGAAUAAAAAGCUGUAGUUUUUGUUCAUCGUUAUUUCUGGGGUUUUUUUACGAUUCACAGCCAUGGUUACUGAAUGCAUUACAUUUUUUUUUUAAAAAAACACGAUUUAUAUCAAGGUUGUUCCGGUUAUUAUUUAGCUAUCGUAAGAAAGGGGUUAAAUCUCAAGAACCGAAAGCAAGUAUAAAUGAUGUUAACUUUAAUCGAAGUACAAUUUUAAUAACCAGGAAGUGUUUCCACUGUGUUUCGAAUCUACGUGUGUGUGAAUAAAUCAGCAUGAUGGUACAUAUUUACAUUACUGUUGUUCAAAUGAAAUCUGUCCUGGGUCCUUGGAAGUGUCUUUUUUUGCUGAUCUGUCAGUGACUAAACUCGACACCAUGACGUCAGCAUAUUUUCAUUUCCGAACACGACGUGUGGUUCUUGUGUGUUGAAUUUGUUGUACAGUUGCUUUGCACGGUGACUCUUAGCAUCUUGAGCACAGUGUGCUUUCACAAAAACGACACGGCUCUUCCUCUUUACUCCUGAUUGCGUUGUGUGUUUCGUUUGGAAAGAUUAUGUACAUACGAGCAUACAUCCAGUUCUGUAUAUACUUUUGUAGCAAGAAUGUGAAGUGCUUAAGAAAUAAAUAUACAGUUUUGCAAAUGUC
Messenger RNA from Ictalurus furcatus (blue catfish), 6618 nucleotides. RefSeq names its product tumor protein p53 inducible protein 11a (gene tp53i11a). NCBI's taxonomy places the organism in Eukaryota, Metazoa, Chordata, Actinopteri, Siluriformes, Ictaluridae. The record is from RefSeq and is a predicted model, not a curated record. Bases 1402 to 1965 code for a protein of 187 amino acids. The transcript has 8 exons.